GCGACGGUCUCCAGUAGCUGCGGCCUAGCGCCGGCUCCUGCGCGCCAAUCGUGUGCGGCGGGGCCCGGCCCGACCCGGGGAAGGACCGAAGGGGACCUACCGUGUCCCCACGGUGGCUGCAAGAGAAUCUAAGCAUGGAUGGCAGCCGGAGAGUCAGAGCAACCUCUGUCCUUCCCAGAUACGGUCCAACAUGCGUAUUUAAAGGACACUUGAGCACCAAAAGUAAUGCUUUUUGCACUGACUCCUCCUCUCUCAGACUAAGUACUCUCCACCUGGUCAAGAAUCACAUGGCUGUUCACUAUAAUAAAAUCCUUUCAGCCAAAGCUGCAGUAGACUGCUCAGUUCCAUUAAGCAUGAGUGCCAGCAUCAAAUAUUUGUUUUCCCCAUCAGAUGCAGACCAACAACGAAGAGAGAAACUCAAAAAGGAAUUAGCACGAUGUGAAAGGGAUUUGAAAUUAAAUAAAACAGCAAUGCAGGCCAAUUCUAAAAAUAAUUCCAAGUCACUAUUUAACACUCUACAAAAGCCCUCAGGAGAACCACAAGAUGAAGAUGUGUUAAUUGGAGAAGUGAAUGGAUUUUCAUCCUUUACAAGGUCACCAAGGUCACCAGUAACUUCUUCAGAGAGACUACACCUAAAUCUACCUAAAUCUGAUAAAGUCCUCACAAAUGGUACCGAGAAGAACUCCAGUUGCUCUGUGUUCAACGUGGAUUACACUGCCUCUGGGCCCAGGAGAGCAUGCUCUGGAACUUCAUAUGGCAGAGGGCCCAAGAGCACAUUCCCAAAUACCCACCGGUUUCAGUUAGUUAUUUCAAAAGCACCCAGUGGGGACCUUUUGGAUAAACAUUCUGAACUCUUUUCCAACAGACAUUUGCCAUUCACUCCACGCACUUUAAAAACAGAAGCAAAGUCUUUCCUGUCACAUUACCGAUACUACACGCCCGCCAAAAGAAAAAAAGAUUUUACAGACCAGCGGAUAGAAGCUGAAACCCAGACUGAAUUAAGCAGCUUUAAAUCUGAUUUUGAGACAGUUGACAUCAAGAACUCCACAGAUUCAGAAGAGAACACAAAGCAGGCAUCUAAUUGUAUGACAUAUGAUAUCAAAGGAAAAAUAGCUCCUUUACCCUUACAAGGGCAUGACUUACCAUGGGAUGAGAUUAAAGAUGGUACACUUCAGUGUUCCUCACCAAGGGCAGUAUGUCAGUAUUCCCUGCAGCUUCCUCCAGAGAGAAAACUCCACUCUGAUGAAGAAGAACUGUUAUAUCUGAGUUUCAUUGAAGAUGUAACAGAUGAAAUUUUGAAACUUGGUUUAUUUUCAAACAGGUUUUUAGAACGCCUAUUUGAGCGACACAUAAAACAAAAUAAACAUCAUUUGGAGGAGGAAAAAAUGCGCCAUCUGCUGCAUGUCCUGAAGGUGGACUUAGGCUGCACAUCCAGAGAAAACUCAGUAAAGCUGGAUGAUACUGAUAUGCUGAAUUUACUUGAUUUUGAACAGGCUGAGAAUUCAGAAGAAAAUGAAGAUAAAAGUAAACAUGAUACCACAAUUCAGCAGGAACGUCAAGAAUACCAAAAAGCUUUGGAUAUGUUAUUGUCUGUACCAAAGGAUGAGAAUGAGAGCCUCUCUUCACCAAAUGAAUUUUUCCUGCCCAUCUAUAAAUCAAAGUACUCAGAAGGGGUUAUAAUUCAACAAGUGAAUGAUGAAACAAAUCUUGGACCUUCGGUUUGGGAUGACAAAAAUCCGAGUGUCUCCGACAGCUUAACGGUCCAAGAGACCUCUGUGAAUGUCAUUGAAGGGGAUAGUGACACCGAAAAGGCAGAGAGUUCAAAUGAAUUAUGUUGUCUUAGCACAGAACUCUCCCCGGCUCUUCAGCUUCACAGUGUCCAAGGUGACAACAGUCAUGACAUGGCAGGACCAACUCUUAAAAUCAUGGAAAUGAGCAUUGAGGACUGCCCUUUGGAUGUUUGAUCUUCAUUAAUAAAUAUCCCAAAUGGCCAAUAAUUCAAUA
Messenger RNA from Callorhinus ursinus (northern fur seal), 2004 nucleotides. It is a transcript of the gene SPATA7, whose product is annotated as spermatogenesis associated 7. Gene Ontology annotation, biological process: microtubule cytoskeleton organization; photoreceptor cell maintenance. Lineage: Eukaryota; Metazoa; Chordata; Mammalia; Carnivora; Otariidae. Gene Ontology annotation, cellular component: photoreceptor distal connecting cilium; ciliary basal body; axoneme. The record is from RefSeq and is a predicted model, not a curated record.